This is a messenger RNA of Macrosiphum euphorbiae (potato aphid), 615 nucleotides long. NCBI's taxonomy places the organism in Eukaryota, Metazoa, Arthropoda, Insecta, Hemiptera, Aphididae. The record is from the annotation of a GenBank genome assembly.
AUGUUGUCUAUGUAUUCUAUACUAAAACCACCGAAAACCGGAAAUUGUAAAAUCUUAGAUUCCAAUACGGAUAAAAUUACCAUCACUGAUUUAAAAAAUAUUUUUAAUGAGAACAAUUCUACUUCUCAGCGGACAGAAAAAAUUAAUAUACUACAAAAUAGAAUUGAUUCAAUGAUAGAAGAAGAUACAGAAAUAGAUGAUAUAUUUGACAAUAAUAUUCACAAUUAUUUUAAAUCAAAAGUCGAAGACUGUGUAAUAUAUUAUAUUUGUGGAUUUAUAACUAAAAAUUUAACAAAAAAAUUUAACUGUGAUGCCUGUCUUAAAAUGAUUAAGGGUGAACAAAAUUAUUGUAAUAGACCAGAAGCUGCUUUAGUUAAUUUGAAAUCAAGAGGUGCACUUACUCAUCCAAAUCAUUUUAUAUUUAACCUACUAUCUUCUGUAGAACAAUCAUUGUCUAAGUACUAUGAUAAUCCAGAUGUUUUUUUACUGACCAUUGAUGAUUUCUUUAAUUCUACCAAUACUGUUUUUCAUUUCAAUUAUUCACUAAUUUCAAACAAAGAUCAAAAUAAAGUCAACGCAAAGAAAAAGAAAUGUUCAAAACUUGUAAACACUUAA